This is a messenger RNA of Aspergillus chevalieri, 1641 nucleotides long. RefSeq lists its product as uncharacterized. The record is from RefSeq and is a predicted model, not a curated record. Lineage: Eukaryota; Fungi; Ascomycota; Eurotiomycetes; Eurotiales; Aspergillaceae. The transcript has 4 exons. The coding region runs from base 1 to 1641 and encodes 546 amino acids.
AUGACUCGAACCCUCUCCUUCCUCCUUUGGGUCAUCCUCGCCGUUGUCCAUCUUGGACAGGCGCAGGUUGGCUACAACCCGAAAACAAACACCCUUCUCUGCUCGAAGCCAGGAGGACAUUAUUGCCUCGAAGGACCUCUGAGGAGUCCUAUCAUGAUGUCUUGCCUGUCUAACACGGAUGCUGAGAUACGUUCUUGCAAUAUUGAACUCUCGGAAAUUCUUCCUGGGGGUUAUGAAGAAACUGCUGUCUGUUACGAAUCAUCUCCCAGUGCCGGCGAUGCCGUCUGUGCUUUCAACGGAACAGGAUACGCCUUCGACGGCUCUCGAGUCAAGCUUGACGAGACCGUUUUGUGUGAUGUACCUGUCCAUCUCUUAUCGAAGAGAGACAGCUCACAUCAAGAAGAUCACGCGACGCCAACCACCACCAUAACGGUCACCGUCUGGGAUAGGACUCAUACGCAAGUCGAGACUCAGAUCUCGCCCAUUGAUGCUACUACGUCAGCUUAUUCAAGCUCCUGGCCGGAAAAUGGAUAUACCACGACAGUCUUGUCUGAUAGUUCUAGUUUUAGCAUUACGGAGUUCGAGACAUCGCCAGUUGAUUCUACAACGCCUAUUUGCUCGAACCCGUGGCCUGAGAAUGGACAUAUAGCAACUGCUGUCACAGUUAUGCCCGGAGAUCCUAGUCCUAUUCCCAGCGCUAGCUCCACGGAGUCGGAGGCAGAGGAUAUAGACAAUGAAGAAACCAUGCCAGCAUUCCAACCCCAUAUUUUCGUGGAAACUUCGAUCGAGACUGAAUCCCGAGACGACUCCCUAUACCCUACAAUCAUAAUGGCGAUCGUAACCGAAGCACAGACCGAGACUGAUUCUAGCACCAUGCCAAUCGACGAACUACCACUAGAAGACGAAUUCGAACCGUUGAUUUUCGAGCACUCCGAGUCUGAAUCCGAGCGCCCUUGGAUGAUAGUCUCGGAGGCGGAAAGCUUUACAACGCAGUCAGGGGUGGAAUUUACGGAAACUGUUCUAUUGCUCACGAACAAACCCACACUAGCUCGUGGGAUGGUUACGGAAACACGAACUACAACUGUUUUUGCUGACCCAGCAGCAACACAAGCAAUCUUCACAUCUUCCGGAUCUGAAUCCGAGCGCCCGUGGAUCAUCAUUGACGAAGUAGAAAGUGUGAUCACGUCGUUGGGACAGGAGCUGACAGGGACUAUUUUAUUGCUUGGUAAUGAGCCCACGGCUGCAACUACGGCUCAUGCUACAAUCCAAACCAAAGCCCUGCCCCUGGUGAGCUACUCACUCCCCGACCCUAAAUCCGGCGAAGAUCCUUGGGUUACGUUCUCGCAAAUCGAAAGCGUGGUAACUCACUCUGGUCGUGCGAUGACCUUUACUGAUCUGGUGCCUAUCGGAUCCACGACCAGAACUGCAUCUCGGGAGGAAGAAAUUGGAAUAAGCACGAGGUCGGGAAAGCUUGUCUUGUCUUCGGUGUCUGAGACUUGGACGGGCGUUAACCUUGACAGGCCGAGUCAGACCAUGGGUGCCACGGCCACGGGUGGUGCGAAUGUCUUGGGCUUGAAUGCGAGCCGGUUGAUGCUCCUCUGGCUGAUGGGAAUGGCUUGGUCCUUGGUUGUUGGGGUUUGA